AAGCAGGUGUCGACAACCCUGGGGCCCAACUUGAAAUUCUACGAGGUGGAAAAGGGGAGAAAAGGUGCAAGUCAAGGCUCUGGAAAGAAUCAGGGGAGAUGGGCAUCUAUCCUGAUCUGCCUUUGCUCUGUUGAGGGGGAGCCUUCUCUUCUCUUCACCCUGCGCUCCAGCACACUGAAGGGCAGGCACAAGGGAGACGUGAGCUUUGCUGGAGGAAAGAGUGAUCCGUCAGACAGAGAUGUGGUAGCCACAGCACUGCGUGAAGCCCAGGAGGAGCUGGGUAUAAAUGUGGCAACAGAGAAGGUCUGGGGAGUCCUGAAGCCACUCAGGGACAUGUCAGGGAUGCUUAUUGCUCCUGUGCUGGCGAACCUCGGCCCUGUCGAGGAGUUGACCUUGAAACCAAACCCUGGAGAGGUAGAGGAGAUCUUCACCCUGUCUUUGUCCCAUGUGUGCAAUCCCCACAACCGUGGCUACACACACUUCCGCGUAGGUGACAAGUACGGGUACACGCUGCCAGUGUUUCGUAAUGGAAAACAUCGAGUGUGGGGCCUGACUGCAGUCGCCUUAGACAAUACCCUGAAACUCAUUGUCCCUCCAUAGCUGCUCAGUCGCGUACUUAACCAGUGACUCAAAGAUUAUUCUACAAAAUGUGCAUUCAGACUUUGUGUAGCAAAAUCAUCAGGAAUCAGAAUGAAAACAAAGUAUAUUCAUUUACACUCAUUUAGGAAGCUAAAUGCAUUACCAUUCUGGGUUCAUCGCAGUUGGAACUUGUGCACUAUCUGAGCUCCAUAUAUAUCAAAACCUCCGCACAUUAGGUUUGCUGUAUAAAGAUAGUGGCCAGCUGUGUUGAUGUUACUGAUAUAAAGCAGAUGUUGGACAUUUAAGGUCAUCUGCUUUGUAAAGCAGAUAUGAAUCAAAGAGCAGUAUCAAAUGGCAGGACCAAUAUUUUUACAUACCUGACUGAUCCUUACUUUAACACUUAUUUAUUACAACAUUUUUGAUUCAUUUUCAGCUUUUCUGUACCCACAGUUCCCAGUUAUGUUUUUACAAGAUAAAUCAGUGAGUCACCAAGAUAACUCACACCACAUGACUUUCACAUGUGGCUUGUGUUUGUUCCAGUUUAUCAUUUCAGGUAAGCAAAGCUCAGCUAAACAGACUUCAUGAUUUCCAAAGUGAUUCAAGCUGUGCUGUUUCCGUUGUCUCAUGCUAGAUCAAACCCGGCCCGUUGAAGACACUGAACUAAUAGAAGCUCAUCAGGAUGAUGUGAAAGAACAAUGCAAUAAAGUUUGUUUUUAAAGAUA
Messenger RNA from Acanthochromis polyacanthus (spiny chromis), 1301 nucleotides. RefSeq names its product nudix (nucleoside diphosphate linked moiety X)-type motif 8 (gene nudt8). Gene Ontology annotation, molecular function: coenzyme A diphosphatase activity. Lineage: Eukaryota; Metazoa; Chordata; Actinopteri; Pomacentridae. The record is from RefSeq and is a predicted model, not a curated record.